AUGAAGGGCCUGUCCUUCAGAACCGGCGCGAUUGGUGUAUGGCAGCCGAAGUCGAGCAAUGUUACGAACUUGCUGCUCAUCAUCUCAGCAUGUGUCUUCGCUACUACCCAAGGCUAUGACUCGGCCCUUAUGACGGGCCUCAACAUUAUGCCGCGGUAUACGCAGGAUCUCGAGCUUGUCACGGCGACCAUUUCCUUGAACUCCGGAGGGACCCUUGUCGGCUGGGGUAUUGCGUCGUUCUGCAUGGGCCCUGUCGUCGACAAGGUUGGGCGCAAAUCCGGCAUCGUCGUUUCCAUCGUGAUCAAGACGAUUGGUAUCAUCUUGAUGACAGCGGCCAUACAUGAGGCUAUGUUCAUCCUCGGCCGUAUCAUUUUGGGUUUUGGUUCUGCGACAGCUGCCAUCGCAUCAUCCGCCUGGCUAGCAGAGACUCUCCCCAUCAGCAUUCGAGGAAGAGGCUUGAGUAUCAUCUACUGCGUCUACUACGUUGGAGCACUGACAGCCGCUGGAGUCACUUAUGGCACAGCAAACUAUGACAGCUCUUGGUGUUGGCGUCUCCCAUGCGCCUUGCAGGCUAUCUUCGCCCUCCUGUGCUGGUGUGUGUUGUGGUGUACGCCAGAGUCGCCUCGCUGGCUGGCCCACAAAGAUCGCACGGAGGAAGCUCUUCUGGCCCUUGCGUCUACUCAUUCCAACGGCGACCGUAAUGAUCCCGUUGUCCUGGCACAGCAUCGUGAGAUCCUGGACACGCUUCAGUUCGAGCGCGACUCCGGUCAGAAGACAACGUACAAGCAAUUGUUCAAGACAAGGAACUCGCGCAAGCGCGUCAUGCUGGUCAUGUCCGUGGCUAUCAUCGCCAUGAUGAGUGGUAACAACAUCAUCGCAUACUACUUGGGCUCCAUGCUCAAUGCCGCUGGAAUCACUAACACCACCACACAGCUUCAGAUCAACAUCAUCUUGAACGCAUGGAGCUUCUUGUGUUCAAUCGUGGGAACAUACUACAUGGACAAGCUGGGCCGCAAGACACUGUGCCUGUUCGCAUGCUCCUCGAUGACGGUUUUGCUUUUUGUCGUCGGAGCAUUGACUAAAGUCUAUGGCGAGAGCAUCAACACUUCGGGAAUAUACGGGACCGUUGCUGCCAUCUUCCUCUUCCAGGGCGCGUAUAGCGUCGGCAUCACGCCUCUCACUCAGCUCUACCCGCCGGAAGUUCUCAAUUACGCCAUUCGCAGCAACGGCAUGGCUGUAUGGACUCUGUCGGCCGCAUGCUUCGGUCUGUUCUCGGCUUACAUCCCACCGUUCGCCCUGGCAGCAAUUGGCUGGAAGUUCUACAUGAUCAACGGCGCAUACGACGUGCUGCAGGUUAUCUACGUGGCAAUCUACUGGGUUGAGACCAAGGGCUUGUCACUCGAGCAGAUCGAUCGACUCAUCGACGGCGAGAAACACAGCGAUGUGCCAGACGCGAUAGUACAUGGUGUAGCCAUCGACUCGCAACGACGCAGUGAGGAGCUUGGGCAGGAGAAGAAGAGCGAGAUCAUUAAGGUGACCAGCGCUUCAGCAUGA
Messenger RNA from Cyphellophora attinorum, 1554 nucleotides. Its product is annotated as Lactose permease. Lineage: Eukaryota; Fungi; Ascomycota; Eurotiomycetes; Chaetothyriales; Cyphellophoraceae. The transcript is spliced from 6 exons. Gene Ontology annotation, biological process: carbohydrate transport; transmembrane transport. The record is from RefSeq and is a predicted model, not a curated record. Gene Ontology annotation, cellular component: membrane. Gene Ontology annotation, molecular function: carbohydrate:proton symporter activity. Bases 1 to 1554 code for a protein of 517 amino acids.